Molecule: messenger RNA, 2121 nt
Organism: Lucilia sericata (common green bottle fly)
Lineage: Eukaryota; Metazoa; Arthropoda; Insecta; Diptera; Calliphoridae
Gene: speck
Product: dopamine N-acetyltransferase
Exons: 4
Coding region: 192-1043 (283 amino acids)
Molecular function (GO): N-acetyltransferase activity
Source: RefSeq, a predicted model, not a curated record
GUUGAUAUUUUGCCAUUACCACACUUUCUGAUCGUUUUUUAUUAUUAUUUUUUAAAAAUUUUCUCAUCUGGUUGGUGUAUUUUAAACCAAACUAAGUGCUCUAAUUAAAUUUUUAAUACAAAUUUAUUACCGUGAAAAAUUGUUUGCCAGUUUUCCUUCAUUAAUAAGACAACACACCGCCAGCUUCAAUCAUGGAAAUUGAAAAUCUUCCACAAAUGCUAAAAAAUAAUCGCACAUUUGCUGAUAAUGAUGCGAUUAUGAUCGAAAAGAGAUAUACGCUUUCGGAUUUAUAUCCAAUUGCGAGACUUACCCAAAAAAUGGACAGUGUUUUAAAUGUUUCCUCCACGGCCACCACCACCACACAAGUACCUAAAUCUGAUGAUUUACCUUACACAGUGGAAUGUGUUAAACCCGAAGAUUCAGAAAAAGUUGUUGAAAUGUUGAAAGCAUUUUUCUUUAAGGAUGAACCUUUAAAUACGUAUUUAAAUUUGGGUGAAUGCAAGGAAUUAGAGGAAUAUUCCGUUAAAUGUAUAAAAGAUGGUUGCUCAUACAAGGCAGUGACGAAGAGUGGUGAAAUUAUUGGGGUCUUCCUAAAUGCUCUCAUGCAUCGUCCGGUGCCCAAUGCUGAACAUGAAAAAUCUGCAGAUUCCUGUGAUCAUCCAAAAUUCAGAAAAGUUUUGCAAUUAAUGGAUUUCAUUGAAGGAGAUUUCAAUGUCUUUGAUUUAUAUCCCGGCACCGAUGUUAUUAUGGAUGGUAAAAUUCUCUCAGUUAAUUCCAAUUAUCGUGGUUUGGGCAUUGCUGGUCGUCUCACCGAAAGCACUUUGGACUACAUGCGUGAACACAAAAUUCCCGUUAUGCAUGUUUUAUGCUCCAGUCAUUAUUCGGCUCGUGUUAUGGAGAAAUUGGGUUUCCAUGAAGUCUAUCGUCUCAAUUAUGCCGAUUACAAGGUGGAUAAUGAAGUUGUCUUUGCACCCGGUGAGCCACAUUUAACGGCCCGCAUAUUGGUCAAAGAAAUUGCUGAGGUUAAGAAAAGUCAACUGUAAAAUGUUGGUUUUUAUUAGAUGUUUGAGAAAACGAAAGGCACAGGGUACUUGUACUAAAAGCUUAAAACUAAAUGGAGUUAAAUGUAGGUACACAUGAUCAUGUACUUAUAAUUACAUUUGAAAAUAAGAAAAAAAUACAACAGAUAUACUAGAAAAUAACCCACCCAAUCAUUUAUUUAAGAAUGGUUGUAAAUGUUGUUAAACUUUAGAUUUUAAUGGUUAAUUAAUGAUAAAUACAAGUUUACCUUAACAAAUAAAUGUAUAGAAAUAUUAAUUCUGAUGUGAUUUUAGAUUUGUUUAAGUUAAACUUUACAUUGGUGUUGGUCAUUAAUAUUAAAUGCUUACUUUUACUUAUAAUUGUAUAUUUACUUAAAUAACUAUUCUUUUUUUUUAUUUUACAAUUCCUAAUCCCAUUACCCAAAAACAGCGUUUUAAUGGCGUUCAACAUGCAUUUAACAUUAUUUAGGUGUUAAUUCAUUAUUAAGAUUCUUAUGCAAACUAUAAACAAUUUUGUUCGCCACUGUUUGAAUUACCAAUGUACAAUAUGAAUUUAUUUUAAUCCUUUAUUUGUUCAUAAUGCUAAUAAUGAAAAAAAGAAAGAGAUUGUAAUUAUUUAUAUUUAUGUAUGUUAACGAUUUUAUUAUGUUCUAAAUAAUAAAAGUUAUUAUCUGUUACAACUUAAUAUGUAUCACUAUUUUUCAUUAUCCAAUUAAUUUGUUACUACAUUAUCAUGUACUGUUUAUAACAAAAGUAUAAAACCCUAAAAGUACACUUUAAAAUAAAUGAUAAUUUGUCUAAGGCACGGCAGCAAUUUUGGAAAAGUGCUAAAUGGUUGAUAAAUAAAUGUUGAUGAUAAUGUUGAAUAUUAAAUUAUUUAUUAUUAUACAAAAUUAAUUAUGUUUAAAUAAUAUUGUGUAUGAUAUUUUGCUCAUUUAUGAAGCAGCAAUUUUAAUUGCUGCAAUAACUAUUUAUUUUGUACAUGCAUAACUAUAUAUUGUUAAUAUUUAAGUUAUUUUUAAAUAUUUUUAUUAUAUUAUGAUUGUUUUAAUAAAUAAAAUGCCAAAAUAUCCUAAAUGAA